Wasmannia auropunctata (little fire ant) is the source of this 2841-nucleotide messenger RNA. RefSeq names its product anaphase-promoting complex subunit 7 (gene APC7). The transcript has 4 exons. Gene Ontology annotation, biological process: cell division. Bases 680 to 2398 code for a protein of 572 amino acids. NCBI's taxonomy places the organism in Eukaryota, Metazoa, Arthropoda, Insecta, Hymenoptera, Formicidae. Gene Ontology annotation, molecular function: protein binding. The record is from RefSeq and is a predicted model, not a curated record.
CUGUGAACAAUUGAAAAUCGCCUCGCCUCGCUUUAUUUAGCGAGAGGCGAGAUAUCUUUUCGCUGAUAAUUUUAAUUCCUCCUUUUCACGAUAAUUUUAAUUCUUUGUUUUUCAACGAUACAUGAUUGCUGUAAUUACAGCUGUUUUGCUAAAAAUUCCGGUUAAAUAUCCGGUUUCUAGGAUACAAUAAUACCGCACAAAACAGACGUGCGAUGCAAAUUGUAAAUUAUUCUUAGAAAAUUCAAAAUUAAAACAGCGUGAUUAGUGACAUCUCGCGUGCCGCGCGUAGGCAUACUGCAGCGUUCUCUGUCGGUCUACCGGUGGAAGCGUUUCGCGUCCAGCGACUCCGCGGAUCGGACGGAUCGGUGUCCAACAAUCUUUUAGGUUAUAUUUAUCUGUGUGAGAUAGAAUGCGUUAAAACAACACUUCGAGGCGAAUAUUUCCAACGAAAACGAAAACGCUCGCGCCAUUCCUAGUGCUGUCUUAAAAAUGCAAAAAGAAAAAUAACGAGUUUUAACGAGAAUGAAGACAGCGAUACAAUUUUCGUAGAAAUUUAGUGUUUUCGUGAUGCUACAUUUUGGGAAAUUCUGAGAAUCUCACGCUUCCUUUUGGUAUUGCUACUGCACAACAAAGUCUGCUAGCAGCCCAAAGCGAAAUUUAUUGUAAAGGAGGAUUAACCAUGUCGGGACUAUUCGAGCAGAUUAAGCUGCUCUACGAUCAGGCGCUGUACUGCAACGUGAUCUCCCUGACGAACCUGGUGCUCUCUCUCAGCGAGCACAAUGCCGACCUGCUGCCUGGCUACAGCAAGUUUCACGUGUACGUUUAUUACGCGGACGCUCACUUUCAUCUGGGCAAGUAUCGCAGGGCGGAGACUCUCUACAAGAAGGCUCUGCAGUUUCGCAAGUGUCUGCUGAAGUCGAAAGGCACGGGGAAACCCUUGUUGGACGGACAGAAGGAUCUGCCGUCGGAUGUCAACAUCAAGUAUCAGAUCCACUUGUGCCUAGUGAAGUCCAAGAAUCUGCAAGAAGCUUUGCAAGUGCUGCAGAGCAUCCCCGGCAAGCAGCGCACCGCCAAGGUAAACAUGGCGCUGGCCAAGAUGUUCCACGAGCAGGGAAUGGAGCGGUCCGCCAUCACCACGUACAAGGAGGUGUUGAAAGAAUGCCCGCUGGCCUUGGAAGCAGCCGAGGGCCUUCUCUCCUUGGGGGUGAAGGGUGUGGAAGUCAACUCCCUGAUCGUCGGCUCCAUCUCUAACUCGAUGAAUUUGGAGUGGCUCAACACGUGGAUCAAGGCUCACGCUCACAUUCAUAAUAGGGAGUACACUCACGCUGUGACCACUCUGAGGUCGUUAGACAAUGUUGUUUUGCUCAGGGAUAAUUUCAAUCUGUUGACUAUCAUGGGCGAGUGUUACUACUAUGCCGGCGAUGACAAGAAUGCCCUGCUAUGCCUAAGGCGAGCUCGCGUUAUCGAACCGGAUAUAACAAAAGGGGUGGACAUGUAUGCCGCAGUUCUAUACAAGAUGCAUCACAUCAAAGAAUUGGAACGUCUGAUACCGGCGAUAACCGCUAACAACGAAUGUACCGGCGAAAUUUACGUGGCCAUGGCGUAUUCCCUGUUUGCCGCUAGAAAAUUCAGCAGGGCAAACACGCUCACUGCUCAGGCAUUGAAUCUGAAUCCCAAUGACAUAGAGGCCACCAUAUUACGGGGCAAUCUCCUUAUCGAGCAAAAGAAGUAUCAGGACGCGUUGUUCUUUUUUAGACACGCCGUGCAAUUGAAACCGUAUAGAUACGAGCCGCAUAAAGGGUUAGUGGAUUGUCUUGUCGGGAUGCACAGAUUGCGAGAGGCUCUGAAUAUCGCCAGUAGCUCUUGCAAACAACUUGGACAUACAACAAGAGUUCUAACAUUAUACGCAUCCGUCUUGAUGAAAGAUCCCGUGUCAGUAAGCAAGGCAAAGAACCUUCUUGAAAAAGCGUUGUCUCAAGAUGAGGUCUAUCUAACCGCAGUGUAUCUACUCGCGGAAAUAUACGAACAGGAAAUGAAUUUAGAAGCGGCCAUUGAACUACUCGAGAGGCAGGUGGAGAUUCACUCUACCUGCAAGCUCCAUCAGACGUUGGGAGACUUAUGGGCAAGAGUGCACAACGAGGAGAAGGCUCUAGAUCAUUAUGCCAUAGCCUUGAACUUAGAUCCAAACAACAGGAGGGCUAUAGAGGGAAUGCACAGAUUAGACAAUUCUUCUAGUAAAUUAGAUUCCGCUUAUUAUAUGACCGUUGGUGAGGAACAGGCCGAUACGACCUACGAUGUCGGUGACGGUCUACCGGAUACAGAUAACGAUGAGGCACCCGAGGAGAGCGAGACUGAAGCCAUUUGGUCGGAUAUGGACUUGGAAGCCAAUAGCCAGUAAUUCUGGCCAUAGAAACGAAUAGACCGUGGAGAUUGCUCGAAGUUUUGACUUCUAAACUAAGUCCAUUGCAGCCGACUUCUUGAAAAAGAAUCUUGGGAGGAAUAAUUCGUACGAAUGAAAUGAGACUGAGAUUGUUCGUGAUUAAUAUUAUUUGUGAGUAAUACAUCGUAGUAGAAUUUAAUUUUUUUUAUAAUAAAUUCAGUGAUUGUACCGUCAUGGAGCUCUGUUGCCUACUUUAAAAAAUAUAAAGCAAAUGUUAAAUUUUUAUUAAUUUCUAUUACGAAAAUAUUUUUAUAAAAUGGAGAACUCUAAUAUCAGGAGGAUUUAAGGCAAAACAACAUGUGUAUCUGUCGUGUAUUGUAUGGAAUAUACGGCGGACUUACAACUUAAAUUUAGAAAAACGAAGCGCAAACUAUUCGAUAAUAAAAUAUAUAUAAAUCGUA